This is a messenger RNA of Sebastes umbrosus (honeycomb rockfish), 1951 nucleotides long. RefSeq names its product GINS complex subunit 4 (Sld5 homolog) (gene gins4). The transcript is spliced from 8 exons. The record is from RefSeq and is a predicted model, not a curated record. The coding region runs from base 209 to 871 and encodes 220 amino acids. Gene Ontology annotation, cellular component: GINS complex. NCBI's taxonomy places the organism in Eukaryota, Metazoa, Chordata, Actinopteri, Perciformes, Sebastidae. Gene Ontology annotation, biological process: DNA-templated DNA replication; double-strand break repair via break-induced replication.
GCGAGAAGAGGUGUAGUGGCGCGAAUAAACAAGGAGUUUCUCUAGUGGUAAACACACGCUGCUGUGUAACUCUCGUUAGUAAACUUCUCUAAUUUAUUCCAUUUAAACAGCUUCAACGUACAUUUCUUUUAGAUUAAAAGUUCAACAUAGAGUUAGUGAGUCUGUUGAAGUCAGUAUUUUGAUCUGUUUCGCUUCGUAAAGGUGAAUUAUGUCUGACGAAGCCAGCGACGUCAACCAGGAGGACAGUCAGGAGGAUGUGAUGACUCCGGCGGAGCUCAUAGACAAGCUGGAAGAAGCCUGGCUGAACGAGAAGUUCUCCCCGGAGCUGAUGGAGAACAAGUCGGAGGUGGUGGAGUGUGUGAUGGAGCAGCUGAGUCACAUGGAAGCCAACUUGCAGCGGGUGAAGAAAGGUGACGCGAAGGCCAGCAUCCACCGCAUGGAGAUAGACAGGAUUCGCUUUGUGCUCAGCAGCUACCUGCGUGCUCGUCUGCAGAAGAUUGAAAAGUUUUUCCCGCACGUCCUGGAGAGAGAAAAGUCCCGUGGCGAGGGAGAUCCGUCUCUGCUUUCACCCGAGGAGUUUGCCUUUGCCAAAGAGUACUAUGCCAACACAGAAACCUACCUGAAGGCCGUAGCAUUGAAGCGCAUGCCCCCCAACCUGCAGACAGUGGACAUGCUCAAAGCAGUGCCCGAGCCCUGCCUGGACUCCUUUGUGUUUCUACGAGUGAAGGAGAGACAGGAAAACAUCUUGGUUGAGCCUGAAUCAGACGAUCAGAGAGAGUAUGUUGUAGAUCUGGAAGUGGGCUCUCAGCAUCUAAUGCGCUAUCGAACUAUAGCACCACUUGUUUCAAGUGGAGAUGUGCAAUUAAUCUGAACGUCGAGGUAAGUCUGUUGGCGUGGAUGUUUUUGGCUCCAGGAGGUCAGAAAAUGAGCAGUGGCCUAUUUUUGUAACAUGGCACUAAUGAGGAAGAGGCACAUUAACCUGCAUCUGGAGGUCACAUCUGGAAAUGUAUUUGUCUCACUGUUGUGUGGAUUAAAGACCAACUCGAGGGACGCAAACACAGACAUUUGUAGCGCCAUGUCUUCAAGACACCCUGUUCGCCGAAGCAGCGUUUGCAGCGCUGUGAUGUUAUUUUCGGAUGUUUUUAAUCAUGUCGCAACUAAUCUGCUAAUUCAUCCUGAUACUUUAUCCAGAUGACUCACUUUAUUGGACUUUUUCCUCUGCUGCUUAGUAACAAGAUGCACCCGAAGGUGAAAUUUCAUCAGUUCGCUUGGCAUUGAAGUGCGCAUCAGCCCACGGUGCGCGUGGUAAUGUGUGUUUGGAAGAAUGCUGUUUCCUUUGAUCGCCAUUUAUUUUAAUGGCAUUCACACAUAAAUUAAUAUGCUUUACUGUCAUUAUACAUAAUAGAAAACCUGUUAAUGUUCAGAUAACUUCUGGGCAUCUCUUCACCUUGGCUUCACAAGUUUAAAGUUUCUUUUGAGUGCAUGUGUUUUUUUAGUUUUACCCUAAAAGGAUGUGUGGAACGUUGUCUUCUCUGAGACAGAAUUGCUGUAAUAGCAUUGUUAUGUAAGACUCACAAAGGGAGCAAUCAGUGCUUAUUGUUUUGCUCUCACACAGUUUUUGUAGCUAAUAAGGGACCGAGGGAGAGCGGGGCUUUGCAAAACUGAACCAGGUGUCAACUGACUGUCGUCUUUUCAACCGCACUGCUGAUGUAGCUAAUGUGGAAUCCUAUAACGCAGUGUUAUUGGGAGAUUAGGAAUAACACACAGGGAGGGUCUUAAUGAUUUAACCAGGCAAAAAUCAAGUUUGAUUAGACGCCAGAUAUCAUACAGAGAAGUAAUUAGUGUACAUAAAUGCUGUUAUUCAUAGUAAAAUGUUGGAAAAUGAAAGCAGGGUUCUUUUGGACCUUGAAAAUGUGGAUUUGAGAAAAAUAAAAACUUGUGAAUGAUUGGU